Scleropages formosus (Asian bonytongue) is the source of this 3687-nucleotide messenger RNA. RefSeq names its product MAM domain containing glycosylphosphatidylinositol anchor 1 (gene mdga1). The coding region runs from base 795 to 3677 and encodes 960 amino acids. The record is from RefSeq and is a predicted model, not a curated record. Lineage: Eukaryota; Metazoa; Chordata; Actinopteri; Osteoglossiformes; Osteoglossidae. Gene Ontology annotation, molecular function: axon guidance receptor activity; protein binding. The transcript has 18 exons. Gene Ontology annotation, biological process: homophilic cell-cell adhesion; synapse organization. Gene Ontology annotation, cellular component: plasma membrane; axon; neuronal cell body.
GCUGAGCUGAGUUACGGGGAGACUCUCCGUGGAACCGCAGGGACUUUCUUUCGGCAACCUGUUUGGCGAGGAGGAGCGCGUCUCCGUCCGUGGCGCUCGGCGCCGCCGCUCUCGUUCUCCGUGCGCGCGAACGCCUGCGGGCACGACCGACGGAGUGGAGGGACGAGGACGCCGGGGCCAUCGGAGAGGGAGGACAGCGCUCCCGACAGCCGGAUUCCCGUCUGCAGCCCGACGGAGGAGUUGCGCGGUUUCUCUUGCACGUUUGAGCGCUGAGCAUCACCCGCCCGGUGGUGGAGAGCAUCACUCAGGACAGCAUCCACAGGCAUCUGAGAUCACCAUCCCGUGCUGGAGUGGAGAUCUUCGGAGGGACGAGGAGGACCCGUCCCGCGCGUGACACUGCCGUCGAGGGAGUGCAGCGGGGGGGGGGACGGGAAGAGCAAGAGGACACGGGAGGAGCGCGUGAGAGUGAGUGCUUUUUUUGCGAGAUUGGAGCGCCGCGGAGGACCGAGGAGGUCCCUCUUAGCGCGUCACCUCCAAAAGUUGCGCGGUCCCUUUGCGCGCCGCCGACGCGCUGGAUUAUAAUUCAAGAUCUCGUUUUUAUGGGCGUAACGGAGCGCGACCGAGCCGGGAUUCGCGAGGAGCGUGAGGACUGCCCCCGGGUCCGCUCCGAGGAGGGGGGCUCUUGAAGGAAUUACCCCGUUCUCCCGAAGCAGGAGGCGCGUGCUCGAAGCCCGAGCGGAGAGGAGAGGAGGAGUCGCGCGCCACGGGUCCGACAAGGUGAUGAGGGAUCUGAGAUGAACAUGGAGCUCCUGUGGAUCCUGCUGUUUUCUGUCAUCCAUCCUUACGCACGAGGACAGGGUGUUUACGCUCCUGCCAACGCACAGAUUGUGCACUCCGGCCAAGCCUGUGUGGUGAAGGAGGACAACAUCAGUGAGAGGAUCUACACAAUCCGGGAAGGGGACACCCUGGUGCUGCAGUGUCUGGUGAAGGGUCACCCCCGGCCACAGGUGCGAUGGACCAAGACGGCGGGGAGCGCCUCGGACAAAUUCCAGGAGACGUCCAUCUUCAACGAGACGCUGCGGAUCGAGCGCAUCCAGAGGGUGCAGGGCGGACGCUACUACUGCAAGGCUGAGAACGGGGUGGGCGUGGCUGCCAUCAAGUCCAUCCGUGUAGAUGUGCAGUACCUGGACAAACCCGUGCUGACCGUUCACCAGACCAUCAGCGAUGUCCGUGGGAGUUACUACCAGGAGAAGACCGUGUUCCUGCGGUGCACGGUGAAUUCGAACCCGCCGGCGCGCUUCAUCUGGAAGCGGGGGAACACGCCCAUCGAGCAGAGCAAGGACAAUGGCGUGGACAUCUACGAGCCACUGUACACACAGGGUGAAACCAAAGUUCUGAAGCUGAAGAACCUGCGGCCUCAGGACUUCGCCAAUUACACCUGUCAGGUGUCCGUCCGCAACGUGUGCGACAUCCCGGACAGCUCCGUCACCUUCCAGCUCACCAACGCCACAUCCCCUCCCGCCCUGCGUCUCUCUGUGAACGAGACCCUCGUGGUGGACCCUGGGCGGGAUGUGACGCUGUCCUGCGAGGUCACGGCAGGGAACCCCACCCCCGCCGUGUCAUGGUCCCGCUACCCCGGCCCCCUGCCCCAGCGCGCUCAGAUCCGCGGGGGCACCCUGACGCUCCGCGCCGUCACCUCGGCCGACUCCGGAUACUACAACUGCACGGCUGUCAACAACGUGGGCAACCCUGCCAAGAGGAACGUCAACCUCAUCGUCAGAGUCAUGAGGAACCUGACGUUCCAGAUCACGCCGGACUCCAACAAGGAUAGCGAGAGCAUCCAGAUGGGUCGCGACCUCAAGAUCUCGUGUCACGUGGACGCCCAGCCGCAGGACAAGGUCAACUACACGUGGUACAAGAACGGCGUCCCCGUGGUGCCCUCUGACAGCCUGGUGUUUUUGCGCAGCGACCCGGACAUGGUGCCGGGGACCAGCAGCCUGGAGAUCAUCGAUAUGAAGUUCCGCGACCAGGCCACGUACAGCUGCGUGGCCGGCUUUCCUGGCAGCUCCGUUCCUGAGCUCAGGGUGGAUGUCAACAUCACGCAGAGCAGCGUCACUCCCCCGACGCUGACGGUGCCCACUGGAGGCGGGGUGGUAACAGUGCUGGAGGGGGCGUGGGCAGAUCUCGUGUGCCUGGUGGACGGUAAGCCCCGCCCCCCGGUGCUGUGGUCCCGCGCCGACAAGGACCUGCCCAUGCCCUCUGGCGAAUGGUUGGUGGAGACACGAGACGGGCGCCUACGGCUGACCAACGUGACGCGGGACAUGACGGGGACCUACCGGUGUCAGACGGCGCCGUACAACGGCCUCAACAUCAAGCGGCGGGAGGCUCAGGUCCAGCUCAACGUGCAGUUUGCCCCCAUCGUGGACCCACCGUUCUCGGAUGUACGCUCCCCCACCAACCAGCCGGUGACGCUGCGCUGCGCGGUGCUGAAGGCCAACCCGCCGCGGAUAACACGUGCCUCUUGGCUGAUGAACGGCCGCCCCCUGCGGCCCGAGGCCCUCAACACGCAGGACGCCCCAACGCUGCGCAUCGAGCGCCUGGGUGCUGCCAGCAACGGUACCUACGAGUGUCGCAUCAGCAACGGCGUGGGGAUCUCCUCCUGCAUCUUCAAUGUGUCAACACGGGCCUACAACCCAGAGUUCUACUACGACACACCAAACCCCAUCAGCAUUCUGAAGGACAACAACUACUCAUAUAUCCUGCAGUGGACCCAGAAGGAGCCCAAAGCAGUGGACCGCAUUAUCGGCUACUGGAUCAACGUUCGGCAGAACAAGAGGGUGGUGUUCUCACGGCAGAUCGAUGUAAACGAGCCAGAGCCGGGGGUUCUCAUGUACUACACGCUGACCGAUCUGCGCAUCCCCCUGUCCUACGAGGUGCGACUCACCGCCAUCACCAUGUUCGGAGUGGGAGACCCGGCCACCCGCGCCAUCCAUUAUUCUGAACCUUACACUUACCCCCGACCAACAGAUCACGUGUGCGGCUUCGAGGACGACCGGAUAUGCGGUUUCACCCAGGACCGCAGCGACGUCUUCGACUGGACCCGUCAGAACCAUCUGACCCAGAAUCCCAAGCGCACGGCCAACACCGGACCAGACACAGACCGCAGUGGCACCAAGGAAGGGUACUACAUGUACAUCGAGGCAUCGAGACCCAGGGCCAAGGGGGACGUUGCACGUCUGUUGUCCCCGCUGUACAACGUCACCACCUCCCGGGGGCCUUCGGGGUCCAGCCGUGUGCCCUACUGCAUCUCUUUCUACUACCACAUGAAGGGCAUGCACAUCGGUUCCCUGAACGUCCUGCUCCGGAUGAAGGGCAUCGCCACGGUGGACAAGCAAGUGUGGAGCUGCUCCGGGAACCAGGGGCCCGAGUGGAGGCAGGCCAAUGUGUUGGUCACCCCAACCGGCCCAUUCCAGGUGGUGUUUGAGGGGGUGCGAGGUAACAGCUAUGAGGGGGACAUCGCCAUCGACGACGUCUCCAUCACUGCCGGGAAGUGCAAGCAGGACAGCCCUGUCCCCAACACAGCAGUUCUGCCCGCCGGAGCCCCCCCACGGCACGCCCAGUCGCUGGCGGCCCUGCUGCCCGCCGCGCUCACCUCCUGGCUGCUGCUUCACAGAUGAUGAGCGAGCA